AUGGAGCUGCGGAGCGGAGCGGUUCUCCCCGGCCCCGUGCCCGUCCCCAUAACGGCGGCGGAGCAGCACGCGGACGGGUGGUUCCGCGAGGGCGUGCGCCUGGUGUUUGCCCGCUGGACCGCGCUGCAGCUGGCGCUGGAGAAUCAGUGGGGCGGCGGAAGGAGCGCGGAGAAGGCGCAACACAUGAAGGCGGACCUGGUGCAUUUCUGCUACAGCAAGCGCGGUAAGGGGGGGCGAGAGGGGGGUAUGCGCGCUAAGCGGGGGAGGGAGGGGGAUAUGCGCGGUAAGCGGGGAAGAAGGGGGGAGGUGUGCGCAGUAAGCGGGGGAGAGAGGGAGAAGGGGCAACACGUGCAGGCGGACCUGGUUCCCUUCUGCUACAGCAAACGCGGCGGGGAAAGGGGUUGGAGGGGGAAGCGACGGAGCCGUUAUGGGGAGCGAAUAUUUGUGGUGGCCAAGCCGCCAAUUAGUCCCUAUAUUGUCUUUUGUGUACCAGGAGUCGUAUAUGGGGACGAGCUGGAGGAGUGGCUGGACGAGGCGACGGUGAGGGACUUCAACAUGGAGGUGGAGGAUGGGAGCCUCAGAGAGGUGGCAGAUAAGGUAGUUGAAGUGUUCAAGGUGUGUCGGGACGGCAACUUUACGCUCGUGCAGCAGCUGCAAGCAGAGGAAGCAGCCGCUGCUGCCAAGGGAAGUCGAGCGGCACUGCAGCAGAGCAAAGCGGCAAAUCGCAAUGUUGACAGCGACGACAGUGAUUCUGAUGUGGAGGAAGUGGGAAACGGCGGAGCCAUGGAUGAAGAUGCGCCAGGAAGGGGUGCUGGGAUGGGAGCUUCUGGUUCGGGUCGCCAGUUUCGUGCCGCGCCCUUAGUCAGAAACGCGGAGAUUAUCGGGGAGCAGAGGUACUCCAGAAGAGAACCUACAGCAGCCGCUCUUGCUUCACAAGGCGAUGUCUCUACCGAGGGCUUGGAGCUGACUGAGGAAAACGUUGAGAAGGUUCUUGACGAGGUUCGACCGUACUUGAUGGCGGACGGCGGCAAUGUGGAAUUGUACGACAUUGACGGUCUCGUCGUGAAGCUGCGGCUUCAGGGUGCGUGUGGCUCGUGCCCGAGUUCCACAAUGACCAUGAAGAUGGGGAUUGAACGGAGGUUGAUGGAGAAGAUUCCAGAGAUAGUCUCCGUCGAGCAGAUCACGGACCAGGAGACGGGCCUUCCACUGGACGAGGAGAACGUGGAAAAGGUGCUGUCCGAGAUCAGGCCAUAUUUGGUAGGAACGGGUGGUGGGGAGCUGACCCUUGUGAAGAUUGAUCCGCCGAUUGUGAAGGUCAGGAUUGAUGGGCCCGCAGCAGGAGUAAUGACGGUCAGAGUGGCUGUCACUCAGAAGCUCAGGGAGAAAAUUCCAUCUAUUGCUGCUGUACAGUUGCUUUGA
Messenger RNA from Closterium sp. Naga37s-1, 1419 nucleotides. NCBI's taxonomy places the organism in Eukaryota, Viridiplantae, Streptophyta, Zygnematophyceae, Desmidiales, Closteriaceae. The record is from the annotation of a GenBank genome assembly.